Molecule: messenger RNA, 1380 nt
Organism: Gracilinanus agilis (Agile Gracile Mouse Opossum)
Lineage: Eukaryota; Metazoa; Chordata; Mammalia; Didelphimorphia; Didelphidae
Gene: GABRA1
Product: gamma-aminobutyric acid type A receptor subunit alpha1
Exons: 9
Coding region: 1-1380 (459 amino acids)
Biological process (GO): signal transduction; synaptic transmission, GABAergic; regulation of postsynaptic membrane potential
Cellular component (GO): postsynapse; synapse; neuron projection
Molecular function (GO): GABA-gated chloride ion channel activity; inhibitory extracellular ligand-gated monoatomic ion channel activity; GABA-A receptor activity
Source: RefSeq, a predicted model, not a curated record
AUGAAGAGAAGACUUGGUCUUUCUAAAUAUUUUUGGGCCUGGACACUCCUUCUGAAUGCCCUGUCUGGAAAAAGCUUUGGGCAAACUUCACUACAAGAUGAAAUUAAAGACAACACCACUGUAUUUACAAGGAUUUUGGAUCGACUCCUAGAUGGAUAUGAUAACCGCCUGAGACCAGGACUGGGAGAGCGUGUAACUGAAGUGAAGACUGAUAUCUUCGUCACUAGCUUCGGACCCGUUUCAGACCAUGAUAUGGAAUAUACAAUUGAUGUAUUUUUCCGUCAAAGCUGGAAGGAUGAGAGACUAAAAUUUAAAGGACCCAUGACAGUUCUUCGGUUAAAUAAUCUAAUGGCAAGUAAAAUUUGGACUCCUGAUACCUUCUUUCAUAAUGGGAAGAAAUCUGUGGCCCACAAUAUGACUAUGCCAAACAAGCUGCUUCGCAUUACAGAGGAUGGCACUUUGCUGUACACUAUGAGAGUUUCUUAUAUUUUGAAGUUCACCCAGAAAUUAAUAGAAACUGUAUUAGCCAACUUCGUGAUUUUAUAUAGAGGAACUAAGAUUCAGAGAGAUGCUUAUACUAGAGCAGAAGUUGUAUAUGAAUGGACACGUGAACCAGCACGAUCUGUGGUGGUAGCAGAAGAUGGGUCACGAUUAAAUCAAUAUGAUCUCCUUGGACAAACUGUGGAUUCUGGAAUUGUGCAGUCUAGUACAGGGGAAUAUGUUGUCAUGACCACCCAUUUCCACUUGAAGAGAAAAAUUGGCUACUUUGUUAUUCAAACAUACUUACCCUGUAUAAUGACUGUUAUCCUCUCCCAAGUUUCCUUUUGGCUCAACAGAGAGUCGGUGCCAGCAAGAACUGUCUUUGGAGUGACAACUGUCCUUACUAUGACCACCCUGAGUAUCAGUGCCAGAAAUUCUCUUCCCAAAGUGGCCUAUGCCACAGCUAUGGAUUGGUUUAUUGCAGUGUGUUAUGCCUUUGUAUUUUCAGCACUGAUUGAAUUUGCCACUGUCAAUUAUUUCACAAAGAGGGGUUAUGCUUGGGAUGGCAAAAGUGUUGUUCCAGAAAAGCCAAAGAAAGUGAAGGAUCCACUCAUUAAGAAAAACAAUACCUAUGCUGCCACAGCAACAAGCUACACUCCUAACAUCGCUCGGGGGGAUCCUGGGUUAGCCACCAUUGCUAAAAGUGCAACAAUUGAACCCAAAGAAGUCAAACCUGAAACAAAACCACCAGAGCCCAAGAAAACUUUUAACAGUGUCAGCAAAAUUGACCGCCUUUCAAGAAUAGCUUUCCCACUGCUUUUUGGAAUCUUUAACCUAGUUUACUGGGCCACAUAUUUAAACAGAGAGCCUCAGCUUAAAGCCCCAAACCCACAUCAAUAG